Molecule: messenger RNA, 2303 nt
Organism: Oryctolagus cuniculus (rabbit)
Lineage: Eukaryota; Metazoa; Chordata; Mammalia; Lagomorpha; Leporidae
Source: RefSeq, a predicted model, not a curated record
ACAACCAUUGGCCCGGUGUCUGGCGGAGCUGCGCGGUGAUUGGCCUAGAUGCCCGUCAGUUACUUUCGAGAGAAAUCGAGUUUUGCUGUUAGACUGCGUGAGGAAAAGACAGCAAGAGCGCAGGCUGCCGCGCCGCGCCCGUGGAACAGAGCGGGUGAAUACCGAGGCUUACCGGUGCCAGGAGAUUGUGAGCAAGCAGAAGUGAGUACGCCACGGGCCGCGUCUAACGAGCGCCUCUCACGAAUCUUGACACGGAUGGACAGUGGACGGACCAGAGGCAGGGAUGGUCGGCUAUGACCCCACGACAGAUGGCAGGAGCAUCUCCAAGAUUGAGGUGGCCGUGGCUGGCUCUGUGUCUGGACUCGUCACUCGGGCACUGAUCAGCCCCUUGGACGUCAUCAAGAUCCGCUUCCAGCUUCAGAUAGAACGCCUGUCUCGCAGGGACCCCGGCGCGAAGUACCAUAGCAUCCUGCAGGCCACGAGGCAGAUUCUGCGGGAGGAGGGCCCGACAGCCUUCUGGAAAGGACACAUCCCGGCCCAGCUCCUCUCCGUAGGCUAUGGAGCCGUCCAGUUCUUGUCGUUCGAGCUGCUGACCGAGCUGGUCCACAGAGCCACGGCGCACGACGCCCGCGAGUUCUCCGUGCACUUUGUGUGUGGUGGCCUCUCCGCCUGCAUGGCCACCCUCACUGUGCACCCUGUGGACGUUCUGCGCACCCGCUUUGCAGCCCAGGGUGAGCCCCGGGUCUACAGGACCCUGCGGGACGCCGUGGUGACCAUGCACAGGACCGAAGGCCCCUCGGUCUUCUACAAAGGCUUGACCCCCACGCUGAUCGCCAUCUUUCCCUAUGCCGGCUUCCAGUUCUCCUGCUACAGCUUCCUGAAGUCCGCCUCUGACUGGGUCGUGCCAGCCAGCGGGAAGCAGAACGGUGCGGCGCUACAGAGGCCUGUGGGACUGCGCCCAGCGGGUGCUGCAGGAGGAGGGCGCCCAGGGCUUCUUCAAGGGCCUGGCUCCCAGCCUGCUGAAGGCGGCGCUCUCCACGGGCUUGGUGUUCUUCUGGUGCUGUCAGUAUUCCCAGCCCGGAUGGUCAUGGGCGAGUCGGGGAGAGAGGAGUAUAAAAUCCAGUCUUUUGACGCAGACACCCAGCAGCUGCUGAAGACAGCGCUCAAAGAUCCAGGAGCUGUGGACUUGGACAGAGUGGCCAACGUGAUUGUGGACCACUCUCUGCAGGACUGUGUGUUCAGCAAGGAAGCAGGACGCAUGUGCUACGCCAUCAUUCAGGCUGAGAGUACACAAGCAGGCCAGAGUGUCUUCCGACGGGGACUGCUCAACCGGCUGCAGCAGGAGUACCAGGCCCGGGAGCAGCUGCGCGCGCGCUCACUGCAGGCCUGGGUCUGCUACGUCACCUUCAUCUGCAACAUCUUUGACUACCUGAGGGUGAACAACAUGCCCAUGAUGGCCCUGGUGAACCCCGUCUAUGACUGCCUCUUCCGGCUGGCCCAGCCCGACAGUCUGAGCACGGAGGAGGAGGUGGACUGCCUGGUGCUGCAGCUGCACCGCGUCGGGGAGCAGCUGGAGAAGAUGAACGGGCAGCGCAUGGACGAGCUCUUCGUGCUGAUCCGGGACGGCUUCCUGCUGCCCCGCGGCCUCAGCUCGCUGGCCCAGCUGCUGCUGCUGGAGGUCAUCGAGUUCCGGGCGGCCGGCUGGACGACGACCCCCGCCGCGCACAAGUACUACUACAGCGAGCUGCCCGACUAGGCUGCCUGCCACCGACUGGCCUGGGCUCAGGCUUCCAGACGCUUCCGUCUGCACCUGUGUGUGGCCCGCCCUGAGGAGGCCUCCCCCACCACACGGACACCUUCUCUGACCCCGCCCGCACACAUACUACCAUAGAGAGCUGCCCAAGUAGGCUCCGCACCACGGACCGUGGACUGGCUCAGGCUUCUAGACGCUUCCGUCUGCACCUGUGUGUGGCCCGCCCUGAGGAGGCCUCCCCCACCACACAGACGCCUUCUCUGACCCCGCCGUGCAGAGACGAGCAAUACUGACCGGCACUGCACUGUGUAACACAGCUCCGCAGCCACCCCGGUGCCUCAGUUUCCCCAUCUGUAAAAUGGGUAACCACAGCCAUCGGGAUGAUGCUUUGGGUGUCGGGGGCAGAGGCAGAGCACGAGGCGCCAUGUUGCACACAGACCACUUUGCACACAGCGUAGCUCCUCCAUCUGUUUUAAUGAAUGGUGGUAGUGGAUCUCACGCCACAACAGUUCAGGAGGGAAUUUUCUAAUAAACCUUUUCAGAUAUUAAA